Colletotrichum aenigma is the source of this 903-nucleotide messenger RNA. RefSeq lists its product as uncharacterized. The coding region runs from base 1 to 903 and encodes 300 amino acids. Lineage: Eukaryota; Fungi; Ascomycota; Sordariomycetes; Glomerellales; Glomerellaceae. The record is from RefSeq and is a predicted model, not a curated record. The transcript has 3 exons.
AUGUCCCUUUUCGCAGAUGAUUCGGAUGUUAGCCAAAGCGAGCAUGCGCGCAAUUCAGCAAGGCGUGGACUCAAGGAUGAUGCCCAUGAACACAGCAUUGUCACUGGGAAUGAACGGGACCAGACACGUGCAGAUGUUCUAACAACAAGAGGUCGCUUCGACAGUAUUCCACCCCAGGACGAGGUCGCCAAAAGAUCUUCAGGUCAAGGCAAGCUACUUUCAUCUUUUGAGCGCAUCGCCAAGUCCCCCUUCCUGAGGAAAGAAAAGGGGUGCUCUGGAAUGACUGGCGAUGCCAACUACGGCGAUUCAAAGUAUUCUGAUGAAUCCAAGGCGAAUACGGAAGAACUCACUAGUGCAACUCGUCAGAAUACUGACCAAAUUGACGCCAAUAGCAAGGCUAUGGCUUUAAAGCCCUUCUUCAGAGGUCAUCGGAGAAACCAAGCGGUUGCGUGCAUUAGCACAAACAGCCUUCGAUCCGAAACUCCCACAUCAAUCAAAAGUGCGAAUGCAACCAUCAUCUGCCCCGAGCCCAUUUCUCCAGCUCGCGAGCUCAGAGUCAGAAACAGCAUCCCACAGCUCAUGAAGGCGUUGCCUGCUAUCCCCAACGAGUCGCCCUACAUGUCACCACAUGCGUCUAUCAGGUCUACAGACGACCUGGGCUUCCCGGUUGAGUUCUCCCCUUUCAAGCUUGAAAUCCUCGCGACUCCUCGAUCAAGUCCUAGGAUUACUCUCAAGUCAACCGUCGAGGAUCAUGAGUCUUUCAAGGCGAGCAUCGAGAUCGAGACAGGUUCUUUGGACCGAUCUACAGAUCGGAAAUCAGUCUCGAGUGACAAAUCAGUCUCGAGCGAGUGGAUGUCGGGUGCGCAGCCGAACCGCGAGGACCGACCCAAAGUAUUCGACUAA